GUGUGUAUUGAUUUGGCUCUUCUCGGUUUAAAAUCGCUCCCGCGAACCCCAUCCUGGUUCAAGAAUGCAAUGAAGAACGAACACACAUGGAAAUUUCCCUACCGCUCCUGCCCAAAUUAAAAUUUAAAAAAUUGAAGUAAACUCUUAAUCGCAGUCCAAGGUCACCGAUAAGUCAUUCUGUUUUCUACCUUAGGUUUCCUACUUUUUCCGCAUACCCUGAUAGAGUAUGAUCCGUAGCUCUGCCCGACAUUUUAGUUCUCUCAUCCGAUGCAUUCACAGUGGCAACAUCGGCUCCGCAACAAAAUAUGCAACAAAGUAUGACUCCAGCCACAUGCCGGAUACUAAAGUUACAACUCUAAAAAGAAACGGCUUCCGCGUUGCCUCGGAAAACUGGAACACCCCGACUUGCACAGUUGGCGUAUGGGUGGAUGUUGGUAGCCGGUUUGAAUCCGAGUCCAACAACGGUGUUGCUCAUUUUUUGGAGCAUAUGGCCUUCAAGGGUACCGGCAAACGGACUCAACACUCAUUAGAAUUGGAGGUGGAGAAUAAAGGAGCCCAUUUAAACGCGUACACAUCCCGUGAGAUGACUGUUUACUACGCAAAGUGCUUCACUGAAGACAUACCGUGGGCGGUGGAAUUACUUUCGGAUAUCCUCAAAAAUAGUAAGUUUGAGGCUAGUCAAAUCGAGAGAGAACGUGGGGUUAUUUGUCGAGAGAUGGAGGAGAUAGAAAGUAACUACCAGGAAGUCAUUUUCGACUACCUCCAUGCUACCGCUUAUCAAGGAACUCCUCUUGGAAGAACAAUCUUAGGCCCGGUUGAAAACGUAAAAAGAUUACAAGCCGCUGAUUUGAAAAAUUUCAUAAAAUGCAAUUACAAGGCUCCUCGCAUGGUCCUCUGUGCUGCUGGAGGCAUCGAUCAUUCUCAGCUUGUGGAUUUAGCCGAAGAAAAUUUCGGUGAUUUUCCUGCCUCUUACGGUGAAGGUGAAGGUACGCCAAAUCUCGAACCAUGCCGUUUUACUGGAUCGGAAAUCCGUGACCGGGACGACGCCAUUCCCUUGGCCCACGCCGCUAUUGCGUUUGAGGGCCCAGGAUGGACGAGCCCGGACACUCUGGCCUUAAUGGUGGCCAGCAGCGUUCAUGGUGCUUGGGACAGAAGUUAUGGAGGUGGGGCAAACGUUGCCAGCAAACUGGCGGCGAAAUUUUUCAGCGAGGACACCGUUCACAGUUUCCAACACUUUUUCACUUGCUAUCACGACACUUCUCUAUGGGGUGUUUACCUGACUUCCGAAAAGUUGGGGCUUUUGGAGGCUGUGAGUGAAUUUAUGAAGGAGUUCGUGCGGAUGUGCACACAAAUUACGCCGCAUGAAAUCGAAAGGGCCAAGAACCAACUGAAGACACAUCUCUUGCUUCAGUUAGAUGGGACUACUCCAAUCUGCGAAGAGAUCGGACGCCAUAUGUUGGUUUAUAAUCGUCGAAUCCCGCUUUCAGAGAUGUUUGAACGCAUCGAUGUGCUUUUAGCCGAGAAUGUACGUGAAACAUGCCUGAAGUACUUCUACGAUCGCUGUCCAGCUGUUGCUUCAUUAGGACCAAUCGAGACCAUGCCAGAUUACAAUAGACUCCGAGAUCAGACUUGGUGGCUUCGUCUGUAGGACUUCCUCUCAAGACACUUUCCAAACCAAUGUAGCCUAAAUAAUCAUUGGUGAAAAAGCACUCUCUUCAUGGAAUAUACUCCCUUUUCGAUGAUAUCUGUGUAAAGCCGUUUGUGAACUUUGUUCAUGACAAUACACUAAUUUUACUCUG
Dicrocoelium dendriticum is the source of this 1799-nucleotide messenger RNA. The record is from the annotation of a GenBank genome assembly. Lineage: Eukaryota; Metazoa; Platyhelminthes; Trematoda; Plagiorchiida; Dicrocoeliidae.